GUGUCGAGUUCUACCUUAGUCUAUAAGUAACACCAUUUCCAUCUCCCGUGAGAAAUCACCGUGUCAUUUAGUUUCUUGUCUGAUACUCAAUGUCUCGACUCUUCUUCAUCCUCCUCUUCGUUGCCUUCACCUCCCUUCUACUGCCUCAAUGCCACUGCAUUAAUGGCGGCGGCAACCACAGUGGUGAAGUGAGGGGGAUGUUCGUGUUCGGGAGCUCGUUGGUGGACAACGGCAACAAUAACUUCCUGCACCGCUCGGCCGUGCGAGCCGACUACGCCCCCUACGGCAUCGACUUCCCGGGCGGCCCCUCUGGCCGCUUCUCCAACGGCCGCAACGCCGUCGACGUCCUCUCCCAGCUCCUCCGCCUCCCCUCCCUCAUUCCUCCUUACGCCGACCCCCACACCAGAGGUGAACGCAUCGUCUGCGGUGUCAACUUCGCCUCCGGAGGCUCCGGCAUCCUGGACCAAACCGGCUCCACCACCGGUGAAGUUAUGAGUAUGAGGAUGCAAAUAAAGGCGUUUGAGCAGAAGACACUGGUGGAGUUAAAGUCUCUGCCCGGAUUCUCCAACCACCACCUUGCAGAGUAUUUAUUUGUGGUCGGGACCGGAGGCAACGACUACCUCCUCAAUUACUUUGCCAGGGCUGAAAAUUUAAACAACUCGACCGCCCGAUCGAACUUCACCCGGCUCCUCAUUUCUACCCUGUCGGCCCAACUCAAGAGGCUCUAUGACCUCGGCGCAAGGAAGUUUGUGCUCUUCUCCGUCCAGGCGAUGGGUUGCGUUCCGGUGGUGAGAGCUAUUCACGAUGCGCAUACCGGGAGCGGCGGCGGCGGCGGCGCCUGCGUUGAAGCUGUGAACAAGGCCGCCGACCUCUUCAACUGCCACCUCCGACGGCUGGCCAAGAGGAAGCACUCCAUGCCGGGUUCCAGCAUCGUCUAUGUCAACUCCUACAAGAUCAUCAGGGACAUCAUCGGCAACCCCACCGGAACCGGGUUCCACGAGACGAGCAGGGCAUGCUGCGAGUUGUCGUCGGCCAUGGAGGAAGGCAGGGGGGUGCUGUGCAAAAGAGGAGGGCGCGCGUGCAGCCACCGAAGCUCCCACGUCUUCUUCGACGGACUCCACCCCACUGAUGCUGUCAACGAGCGGAUCGCUCGCGAGGCUUACGGUUCCUAUCGCAAGGCAGUGGCGUACCCAAUCAAUGUGCAACAACUGGCUAAGUUAUCUAUCUAAACCGCAUCUGGUUAUUCUAAUCAUAUAUAAAUGGCAGACUAUGAUAUGCUUUAGUUAGCAAGCUAUAUGUUGUUAGCACAUGUAUAUAGACUGAUAUGAUGCUAGUAAAUUAGAAAUCUAGGUGUUAUUAGGCAUGGAGCAGUAGUUUGCUAGUAAUGUUUGUAUUAGGCAUGGAGCAGUAGUUUGCUAGUAAUGUUUGUAUUAGGCAUGGAGCAGUAAUUUGCUAAUAUAAAUAUUGCAGUUUCUAAA
Messenger RNA from Zingiber officinale, 1478 nucleotides. Its product is annotated as GDSL esterase/lipase At1g29660-like. Lineage: Eukaryota; Viridiplantae; Streptophyta; Magnoliopsida; Zingiberales; Zingiberaceae. The record is from RefSeq and is a predicted model, not a curated record. Gene Ontology annotation, molecular function: hydrolase activity, acting on ester bonds. The transcript has 4 exons. The coding region runs from base 90 to 1229 and encodes 379 amino acids.